CUAAAAGAUUAUACAGCUAUUCCUUUAUAAGGUUAAAAAAAUCUGAAACAUUUAGAAAAAAAUAUGCAGACAAAGAAAUGUGAUGAAAAAGACAGGACUAAACCUGAGUUACACACUUUUAGAUAAAAACUGGUAAAAAAAAAAAAAAAAAAAAGAAAAGAAAGAAACAGAAAUUAAAAGCUUACAUAUUUCCAUUGAGAUGUUUAGUUCUUUGGGUCAUUUUUAAAUCUAGACUCAGUGAAGCCUUUUUUUAACUUGAGAUUAAUCGUUUGUCCUUUUGCUUAGAUCUAAUGACACCAAGAGAGUUUCACCAUGAGAAACCACACACUGGUGACUACAUUUAUUCUUCUAGGACUGACAGAUGACCCAAAAUGGAAAAUUGUACUGUUUGCUUUUCUAUUGCUAACUUAUUUGUUGAGCAUCACUGGAAAUCUGAUCAUUAUCCUACUCACCCUGCUCGAUGCCAGACUCAACACACCCAUGUAUUUCUUCCUUCGGAAUUUUUCCAUCUUAGAAAUAUCAAUGACCUCUGUUUGCAUCCCUAAAUUCCUGGCCAGCAUAAUAACUAUGGACAAAACAAUUUCUUAUAAUGCAUGUGUGACACAGUUAUUCUUUGCUAUUUUCUUGGGUGGCUCAGAGUUUUUCCUACUGGCAGCCAUGUCCUAUGACCGCUAUGUGGCCAUCUGCAAACCCCUCCACUAUGCAACUAUCAUGAGCAACAGAGUCUGCACACAGCUGGUUAUAACAUGUUGGCUGACUGGAUUGUUAAUAAUCUCUCCUGGACUGCUCAUGGGUCUGGAGCUGGAAUUCUGUGAUGCCAAUACUAUUGACCACUUCUGUUGUGACUAUUCUCCUGUCCUGAAACUCUCCUGCACAGACACAAGGGUCAUAGAAUUGUUAAGUUUUGUGUUGGCCAUUUUCACACUCCUGAUUACCUUGGCACUGGUGAUGUUCUCCUAUGCAAACAUCAUUAGAACGAUUGUGAAGAUUCCUUCUGCACAACAGCAGAGGAAGGCUUUUUCCACCUGUUCCUCCCACAUGAUUGUUGUCUCCAUCUCGUAUGGCAGCUGCAUCUUUAUGUACAUUAAACCCUCUGCAGAGGAAAGGGUGGCUCUCAACAAGGGGGUAGCUAUACUCAUUACUUCAGUGGCACCUAUGUUAAAUCCUUUCAUAUACACUCUGAGAAACAAGCAAGUGAAACAAGCCCUGAAGAAUAUAGUUAAAAAAUAUGAAUUUAGCAUUUAA
Erinaceus europaeus (western European hedgehog) is the source of this 1245-nucleotide messenger RNA. RefSeq names its product olfactory receptor 6C74-like. Gene Ontology annotation, molecular function: olfactory receptor activity; G protein-coupled receptor activity. Gene Ontology annotation, biological process: G protein-coupled receptor signaling pathway. The transcript has a single exon. The record is from RefSeq and is a predicted model, not a curated record. NCBI's taxonomy places the organism in Eukaryota, Metazoa, Chordata, Mammalia, Eulipotyphla, Erinaceidae. Bases 313 to 1245 code for a protein of 310 amino acids. Gene Ontology annotation, cellular component: membrane.